CAAGAAACGUUUAACGCCUCCAUAAUGCGAGUGAAGAUGAGGUUUCGAACGCUGGUGCUCGUGUGUGGUGCUGUGGCGGCGGCUAACGUGCUCCUUUUCCUGUAUCGGCUGCCUGCGCUCAGUCUGGACGAGGACACCAUAGAGACGUCGCACGAGCCCCUGAAGCUGCCGGAGGACGAGGUAGAGCUCGUGGCGGCGAGGCUGAAUCUUGACGUGGGCCUCAUCGGCAGCAGCAGCACGAGGGGCCCCCAACACGAGCAACUGAGGGCCCGGUCGCGCACUCGCAAGUUCCUCAUCCACUCGUACCUGCGAGGCGGCGGGGGCGUGCUGGCCGAGGCGCUCAACCUGCACGUGGACGACAUGUUCUUCCUCUACCAGCCCCUCUACAAGAUGCAGGAGGAAGGCCCCGAGUACGGCACGGAGGUCCUCAGCACCAAAAAGGCACUGCAGGCCCUAAAAUGGCUGAAACAUGCUUACAACUGCACAUUUGAAGGGCACGAGGACCUGAUACAUGCCCCUUACCUGUGGAAGUCUCACUCCAUCAGGAACACUUUCAGAAAAAAUUGCCAGGAGAAAAAGGUGUGGAUAACUCAGUGUCUCCAGCAAGCUUGCUCAGAUCGCCAGCUCAGGGCCGUAUUCACUAUUCGUCUGGGUGUUGAUCACAUCUCGGAAUUGAUCAAGUUGUAUGGAGAAGAAUUCAAGGUUGUGGUGGUCGUCAGGGAUCCUCGGGCCAUUCUUAGUGCACGUCGAAGAGAAAAUUUAGGGCCUAUAUUAGAUACUCCUCUCACUUUCAGACAACAGGCUGCUUUGUUGUGUUCCAGUAUGGCAGCCGAUAUUACCCUGGCUGGUGAACUGACAGAACGAUACCCUGGCUCUGUUAUGAUACUCCAUUACGAGCACCUGCUGACUGACCCUCUUGAGGUGCUUACACACCUCUAUGAUUUCCUAGGUCUUGAUGCUACAUCCUCGCAUUUGAACAAAGUGAUUCGCAUUCUGAAACUGGAUCGUCCACAGGAAAUGCUCCUCCAGGUCUUGAAGGGAUGGCAGGUUGAACUAACACUGCGGGAAAGCAGGGCAGUGGACUACGGCUGUAGCCAUAACUAUGACAAACUAGGCUACUUCCCUGUGCCUAAAGCUAUUACAAACAAAGACAACUACUUUGUUUCAUGGGCUCAGGCAAAGGAGAGAUAAGAUUUCAGGUAUAAGUAGAGACCACAGUAUGUUCCUCAAUGUAUUCUUUCUGGUACUUUCUCUCUAUUUCUUCUUGUUUUAGUUCCUAUAUAUUGUAUACACACACACACACACACACACACACACACAUA
Penaeus chinensis is the source of this 1322-nucleotide messenger RNA. RefSeq lists its product as uncharacterized. The record is from RefSeq and is a predicted model, not a curated record. The coding region runs from base 25 to 1191 and encodes 388 amino acids. Lineage: Eukaryota; Metazoa; Arthropoda; Malacostraca; Decapoda; Penaeidae. Gene Ontology annotation, biological process: N-acetylglucosamine metabolic process; sulfur compound metabolic process. Gene Ontology annotation, molecular function: N-acetylglucosamine 6-O-sulfotransferase activity. The transcript has 8 exons.